Charadrius vociferus (killdeer) is the source of this 2165-nucleotide messenger RNA. RefSeq names its product WD repeat and FYVE domain containing 2 (gene WDFY2). The transcript is spliced from 11 exons. Gene Ontology annotation, molecular function: metal ion binding; protein binding. Bases 56 to 1060 code for a protein of 334 amino acids. Lineage: Eukaryota; Metazoa; Chordata; Aves; Charadriiformes; Charadriidae. The record is from RefSeq and is a predicted model, not a curated record.
UCGUGUCUGGCUGAAGAGAGACAGUGGGCAGUACUGGCCCAGCAUAUACCAUGCAAUGCCAUCUCCAUGUUCAUGCAUGUCUUUUAACCCGGAAACCAGAAGGCUGUCCAUAGGUCUAGACAAUGGUACAAUCUCAGAAUUCAUUUUAUCAGAAGAUUACAAUAAGAUGACACUAGUGAAAAAUUACCAGGCUCAUCAAAGCAGGGUCAUGAUGAUUCUGUUUGUCCUGGAGAUGGAGUGGGUAUUAAGCACCGGACAAGACAAAAACUUCACGUGGCACUGUUCGGAGAGCGGCCAGCGGCUGGGAGGGUACCGCACCAGCGCAGGCGCCUGUGGCCUGCAAUUUGAUGUGGAAACCCGGCACGUGUUUGUUGGUGAUCAUUCUGGGCAAGUGACCAUACUCAAACUAGAGCAAGAGUCCUGCAGUCUUGUUACGACAUUUAAGGGACACACAGGUGGUGUCACUGCUCUCUGUUGGGACCCUAUACAGCGAGUUUUGUUCUCGGGCAGUUCUGAUCAUUCCAUUAUAAUGUGGGACAUUGGAGGAAGAAAAGGAACAGCCAUCGAGCUGCAAGGACAUAAUGAUAAAGUUCAGUCUCUCUCCUAUGCUCACCACACUCGGCAGCUCAUCUCCUGUGGUGCAGAUGGGGGAAUUGUCGUCUGGAACAUGGAUGUUGAGAGGCAGGAGACCCCCGAGUGGCUCGAUAGUGACUCCUGUCAAAAAUGUGACCAGCCUUUCUUCUGGAACUUCAAGCAAAUGUGGGACAGUAAGAAAAUAGGCCUCAGGCAGCAUCACUGCCGGAAGUGUGGAAAAGCCGUGUGCGGCAAAUGCAGCUCCAAGCGCUCCUCCAUCCCACUGAUGGGGUUCGAGUUCGAAGUGAGGGUCUGCGAUAGCUGUCACGAGUCCAUAACAGAUGAAGAGCGGGCACCCACAGCUACUUUCCAUGACAGUAAGCACAACAUCGUUCACGUACACUUUGAUGCCACCAGGGGAUGGCUGUUGACCUCGGGGACAGACAAGGUUAUUAAGUUGUGGGAUAUGACACCAGUAGUGUCUUGAUGGUACAUCAGUGGAACUUGAAAGGUGAUAUUUACAGAAGAAACAGAUUUCCUAACCCUAAUUAUACUGCAGAAGAUAAAUAACGCUGGGCGCAUCAGGCGGUUGAGAAAGGAACUAAUGCGUUUACAACGAUUUUACGUCCUCUGCUUGAUCAAGGCUGAACAUUUGCACGAAGACUCUUUCCACUUAUUCUCAAAAUAUACAAGAAGGUAUUUUUUUAACUAAUGGUUUGUACGAUCUGACUUCGGUUGUCUUGAGUUUGUUGGAAAAUCCAUGUGUGGUGCAAUUUUUAGUUUUUAUAUCUCACUGUGUCAAGAUACUUGCUGCUUUGUACAGAGGGUUCUUGGGUUGUGUCUUACCAUGUGAGUUUUUGAUAUCAACAUACUGUAUGAGGCAAUUGGCUCUCCCCGCAGCGAGUACCUAUUGACUUGGGAUGUUUCGGCUGACCAUGCUCUCUUCAGUGGAGGAACUCCAGGCGUGGCGUCAUGUGUUCUCUGGAUGCACCACCGAGGAGCUGAUGGACUGUUGAAAUUCCUAAAAGGGCUCUACCGUCUACUUGUCCUAGCAGACAUCAUCCGGAGAGCAUUUUAUUGGUUUGUAGUAGCUAAAAUCCAGCUUUCUGCCUCUUUCCUUGCUGCACAAGUCGCAAAACCAGGGGGCCAGGUUGCUUAGCAACUAAUUUCUACAAAAACUGAAAGAGUUUUCCAGCUCGGAGCAUUACAAGGAGCACACAGACCCGUUUGAGUUUGAUGAGGCUGACAGGCUGAUUCAAAUUAAAUUAUUGGAAACAGGAACUUUUGGAAGUGUUUGCAUGGGGCGGGGGAUUGGGGCGGGGGCGCAGAUCUAAAACUGGUCUAGGUCUGAAAAGUCUGGUUUACCUCUACCUCUACCUUGCGCAGCAACAUUUCAGCAUUUAUACCUGUCUGUGUUGUUGAAGAUGAAUUUGAUUUUCCUGUUAUGCAUAUGGGUAGUCAUAUUUAUUUUUUCAAAUGCUAAUGGUUUUUAUUAAUUUCCUCUAUAGACCAGAAACUGAUAGUGCUGAAUGAUGCCCAUUGUCCUGUUGUCAUAUUUUAUGGUUUCUUUUAAAAAUAAAAAGUAUUUCAAA